AUGUUAGAUUUUCUUAUUAUUGGUGUCUUUUGUUUUUUUGUUUUUUGUUUUUGUCUUUUUUUGUCUUCUUUCUAUUGUCUUCUUCUCCUUAUAGUUUUUUUUUCUCUUUUUUUCUUUGUUUUGUUUUAUAUAUUUAUCUUUCUUAAUAUCUUUUCCCAACAAAACUUUAUAAAUGUUGAGUUGUUCGGAAUAUUUUCUACAUUUUUCUUUUUUAAUAUUUUCUUUCUUUCUUUCUUUUUUAAAACUUAUUCCUUUGCCUCAUUUAUUCCGUCCUUGUUCCCUUGUCUUUUAUUCCUUCGGAUUCCCCCCCACAUUUUUUCUAUCUUUCAUAUUUUUCUUCUUUGCUCCAUUUUCGCUUUCUUUCUUUUUUUUUUUUUUAACUAUAUAGUCAACAUUCAUUCCUUCGCGUCCUCUUUCUUUUCUUUAUUAAUUUUUUAUUUGUUUAUUUUCUUUCUUUCAUUUUUUCCCCUUAUCCUUUUCCAAUUUUCUAAAACCUUUUUUCGUGUUCUCUCUCUUUUUUUUUGUUUUGUUUCCUUGUUCAUUUGUUUAUUUCGUUUCGUUUCUUUCUUUCAUUUUUUCCCCUUAUCCUUUUCUAAUUUUCUAAAACCUUUUUUCUUGUUGUCUCUCUUUUUUUUUGUUUUGUUUCCUUGUUCAUUUGUUUAUUUCUCCAUUAAAUUUGGAUGGCUUCCGAUCCAUGUUUGUCUAUCGCCUUUUCUCUUUUUUCCUUUUUAUUUUCUCCCCACAACGUUCGUUCAUUUUUUUCAUUCUGUUUUAUUUCUUUUUCUCAUUUUUCUUUUCUUUUUGCUUUUUUCUUCUUCUUCUUCUUCUUUUUUCUCUUCCUUCAUCUCCACUCUAUCGAUUCCACAUGACAGAAAUGAUGAGGGCGUUCUCUGCUUAGGCCGUGACACACUAUCUAUCUAUCUAUCUAUCUAUCUAUCUAUCUAUCUAUCUAUCUAUCUAUCUAUCUAUCUAUCUAUCUCAAUUUUUCUUCAGUUUUUCUUUCUUUGUCUCUUUUUUUCUUUUUCUUUCUUUUUUACAUUUUCUUUCUUAGUUUUUCUCUAUUAUUUUCUUUCUUUUUUCUUUCCUUCUUACAUUUUCUUUUUUUUCUUUCUUUCUUUCUUUCUUUUUUCCUUUUUCUUUUGCUUUCUUUUUACAUUUUCUUUCUUUCUUAGUUUUUCUCUCUUAUUUUCUUUCUUUUUUCUUUCUUUCUUACAUUUUCUUGCUUUCUUUGUUCUUUUUCUUUCUUUCUUAAAUUUUCAUUUUUAUAUAUUUUUUACCUUUCCCUUUUUUUCUUCUCUUUCUUUCAUUUUCUUUCUUCUUUCUUUCUUUCAUUUUCUUUCUUCUUUCUUUCUUUCAUUUUCUAUCUUCGAUUUUCUUUUUCGUUCUUUUUUACAUUUUCUUUUCUGUUUCUUUCUUUCUUACAUUUUUUCUUCUUCUUUUUCUUUUUGUUACAUUUUAUUUCUUAGUUUUUUCUCUCUUAUUGUUUUUCUUUUUGCUUGUUUCUUUGUUUUUUUCUUUCUUUCUUACAUUUUCUUCCUUUCUUUCUUACACUUUCUUUCUCCCUUUUUCUUUUUUCUUUCUCACAUUUUCUUCCUUACAUUUUCUCUCUUAUUUUCUUUCUUUUUUCAUUUUCUUUCGUUCGUUCUUUCUCGCUCAUUUACUUCAAAGACGCAAAGAAAAAACAGGAAUAGGAUUUUCUUUUCUUUUUUCUUUGCUUUUUCUUUUUUCUAUUCUUUUCUUUUUAUUUUCUUUUUCUUUUCUUUUUCUUCUUUCUUUUCUUUUUCUUCUUUCUUUUCUUUUUCUUCUUUUCUUUUCUUUUUUCUUUCUCUUUUCUUUUUCUUUUUUUUCUUUUCUUUUUCUUUUUUUCUUUACUUUUUUUCUCUUCUUUUUUCUUUCUUCUACGAUAUACAACCCUCUUUUCCACCAUUCUUCUCCAACAACUUUUUCUUCUCUCUUCCUCCUCCUCCUCGCACUCACUAUCUCUACCCCUCCCACCCUCUCUCUGUACCCACUUCUCACAUUCUGCUUUGUUUCCUACCACACUUGUCUUUUCUGAUCGCGCCAGCCGAGCUUGAAAUCGCCCGCUCCCUGCCGGAAUUUAACGCUCUGCCUGCACGCACGCGUACGCGCAAACGUGAACCUGCUCUAAUGAUAAGCAUAUAUGCCUGUCACUCAGAAUGGAUCAGCCUAUCCUCUCUCUCUCUCACUAUCUCUCUCUAUCUCUCUAUCUCUCUCUAUCUCUCUCUAUCUCUCAAUGCAUUAUUUAAUCUAUCUACCUCAGUCUCUUCUUUAUCUAUCUAUCUAUCUAUCUAUCUAUCUAUCUAUCUAUCUAUCUAUCUCAGCAUUUUUGCAUCUAUCUAUCUCAGCAUUUUUGCAUCUAUCUAUCUCAGCAUUUUUGCAUCUAUCUAUCUCAGCAUUUUUGCAUCUAUCUAUCUCAGCAUUUUUGCAUCUAUCUAUCUCAGCAUUUUUGCAUCUAUCUAUCUAUCUAUCUAUCUCAGCAUUUUUGCAUCUAUCUAUCUAUCUAUCUAUCUCAGCAUUUUUGCAUCUAUCUAUCUAUCUAUCUAUCUCAGCAUUUUUGCAUCUAUCUAUCUAUCUAUCUAUCUCAGCAUUUUUGCAUCUAUCUAUCUAUCUAUCUAUCUAUCUCAGCAUUUUUGCAUCUAUCUAUCUAUCUAUCUCAGCAUUUUUGCAUCUAUCUAUCUAUCUAUCUCAGCAUUUUUGCAUCUAUCUAUCUAUCUAUCUCAGCAUUUUUGCAUCUAUCUAUCUAUCUCAGCAUUUUUGCAUCUAUCUAUCUCAGCAUUUUUGCAUCUAUCUAUCUCAUCAUUUUUUGCAUCUAUCUAUCUAUCUCAGCAUUUUUGCAUCUAUCUAUCUAUCUCAGCAUUUUUGCAUCUAUCUAUCUAUCUCAGCAUUUUUGCAUCUAUCUAUCUAUCUCAGCAUUUUUGCAUCUAUCUAUCUAUCUAUCUAUCUAUCUAUCUAUCUAUCUAUCUAUCUCAGCAUUUUUGCAUCUAUCUAUCUAUCUAUCUAUCUCAGCAUUUUUGCAUCUAUCUAUCUAUCUAUCUAUCUCAGCAUUUUUGCAUCUAUCUAUCUAUCUAUCUAUCUCAGCAUUUUUUGCAUCUAUCUAUCUAUCUAUCUCAGCAUUUUUGCAUCUAUCUAUCUCAACAUUUUUGCAUCUAUCUAUCUCAGCAUUUUUGCAUCUAUCUAUCUCAAGUGGAACGAGAACAUUGGAACGGGAACAAUGGAACGAGAACAAUGGAACGGGAACAGUGGGACGGGAACAGUGGAACGGGAACAGUGGAACGGGAACAGUGGAACGGGAACAAUGGAACGAGAACAGUGGAACGAGAACAGUGGAACGGGAACAAUGGAACAGGAACAAUGGAAUGGGGGAACAGUGGUGGAGUGGAACGGGAACAGUGGGACGGGAACAAUGGAACGAGAACAAUGGAACGGGAACAGUGGAACAGAACAGUGGAACGAGAACAGGAACGGGAACAAUGGAACAGGAAGAGGGGAACGAGAACAAUGGAACGGGAACAAUGGAACGAGAACAAUGGUGGGACGGGAACAAUGGGAGAACAGUGGGAACGGGGAACAGUGGGACGGGAACAAUGGGACAGGAACAGUGGAACGGGAACAGUGGAACGAGAACAGUGGAACGGGAACAGUGGAACGGGAACAGUGGAACGGGAACAGUGGAACGAGAACAGUGGAACGGGAACAGUGGAACGAGAACAUUGGAACGGGAACAAUGGAACGAGAACAUUGGAACGAGAACAUUGGAACGGGAACAAUGGAACGAGAACAAUGGGACGGGAACAAUGGAACGGGAACAGUGGGACGGGAACAAUGGAACGAGAACAGUGGAACGUGAACAGUGGAACGGAACAAUGGAACAGGAACAGAACAUUGGAACAGGAACAAGUGAGAACAAUGGAACGGGAACAGUGGAACGAGAACAAUGGGAACAAUGGAACGAGAACAGUGGAACGGGAACAAUGGAACAGGAACAGUGGAACAGGAACAAUGGAAUGGAACAGGGGAGGGGGAACGAGAACAGUGGAACGGGAACAGUGGGACGGGGAACAGUGGGGACAGUGGAACAGGAAAUGGAACGGGAACAAUGGAACGAGAACAUUGGAAUGGGACAACGAGAACAAUGGGACGGGAACAAUGGAACGGGAACAGUGGGACGGGAAAAUGGAACAGGAACAAUGGAACAGGUGGAACGGAACAAUGGAACGGGAACAAUGGAACGAGAACAUUGGUGGAACAAUGGAACGAGAACAAUGGAAGGAACAGUGGGACGGGAACAAUGGAACGAGAACAGUGGAACAGGAACAAUGGAACAGGAACAGUGGAACGAGAACAAUGGAACGAGAACAAUGGAACGAGAACAAUGGAACAGGAACAAUGGAGGAGAACAUUGGAACGGGGAACAAUGGAACGGGAACAGUGGAACGGGAACAAUGGAACGAGAACAAUGGAACAAUGGAACGAGAACAGUGGAACGGGAACAGUGGAACGAGAACAGUGGAACGGGAAAUGGAACGGGAACAAGAACGGGAACAGUGGAACAGGAACAGUGGGACGGGAACAAUGGAACGAGAACAGUGGAACAGUGGGGGAACAGUGGAACGGGAACAAUGGAACGAGAACAAUGGAACGGGAACAGUGGAACGGGAACAAUGGAACGGGAACAGUGGGACGGGAACAAUGGAACGAGAACAAUGGAACGAGAACAAUGGAACGGGAACAGUGGAACGGGAACAAUGGAACGAGAACAGUGGAACGGGAACAGUGGGACGGGAACAAUGGAACGGGAACAGUGGAACAGUGGAACGGGAACAAUGGAACGAGAACAGUGUUUUCAUUUCUAUCUAUCUAUCUAUUCCUGAAAUGCGUCUGGGAAACGUCAAUUUAUUGCACAAGAUUAUAGAAAGAAAAAUAUAUUCACUGUAUGCUUUAGCUUCAUUACUUUCUCUUUCUAUCCUCCUCUCGCUCUGUUCCUCUCACUCUCUUUACUUUACUUUCGUCAUUCUCUCAUAUUUCCCAUGUUUCUUUCCUUCCUUUUAUUCUGUAUUCGCUUCCUAUAUCAAUUUUCUGAUUUAA
Molecule: messenger RNA, 5106 nt
Organism: Acanthosepion pharaonis
Lineage: Eukaryota; Metazoa; Mollusca; Cephalopoda; Sepiida; Sepiidae
Source: the annotation of a GenBank genome assembly